UUUCGUUUCCUACACACAUAAAGAACCCCUUGUACAACACGGCUGACAGGGACUGCAGUAUGUACCUGUCAAGUGUCUAAAAUUGGAAACGUUAAACAGUACACAGUCAGAACUUCAAUGGAUUAAUAUGGAAAAUACAGUACGUAUCACCGAGGAAUAAGGUUGUUGUUUUUUUUUUAAAAAAAGAAGGGAAAUCUACCGGGAUUUAUCUUGUGAAAUGCUCCCUAUGAAAGACUUGAGCCCGAGUGUGAGUGUAGAACCGCGCGCUGGCGCCCGGGGCUCCAUUGCUCCCUCACCGAGCACCUAUAGUUUUUCUACUCUCUUGGAUGGAUUAAAGAAUCUUCGACAAAGAGUUGUACCCGAUGAAAAGACGGAGACAUCUUGGAUAGAGGAGACGUUUCACAAAAGAGAGUGCAUACAGUUCAUAGCUGACCCCAAUAACCCUGGGAGGUGCUGUUGUGGUCGAUCCGCUCUCUGUCAUGAAGAGUACACUACGGAGGAAACACCCUCUAGCGAGCGCUGGUUGCCCGGACUACACACGGCACAAGCGCCGACUGAUGCUUUUGGAUCCAUAGAAUUCCAGGAUACAGGACACCCAAUGAAAGCUCAAUACGUUCGGAUGGCGACGAUUGACACGAAAGCGGAGAGUGUCUCACAGCUGGUACAGAAACACUGGGGACUGGAGCUACCAAAAAUAAUCAUCUCUGUACACGGAGGGAUCGCCAGUUUUGAUCUUCCACCAAAAUUAAAACGCAACUUCCGGAAGGGGGUGGCCAAGUUUGCCAAAACAACUGGCGCGUGGCUAAUGACCAAUGGCAUUCGGGCAGGUUUUACGAGGCAUGUUGGAGCUGCUAUUGGUGAAAGACGAUCCAAGCAGUCCAAAAGGAAAUUGGUCACCUUUGGGUUUGCGCCUUGGGGCGUUGUGGCAAACAAAGAACAGCUCGUGGGAAGAAACAAAACUUGUCAAUACCAUCACGUGACUGAAUCCUAUGGCCAUUUACCACUUGACAGCAGACAUUCCUACUUCCUGUUAGCAGAUAACGGGACGGUUGGAGAAUUCGGAGCGGAGGUUAUCUUUCGUAGAAGGAUUGAGCGAUACUUUCAUCAACAAAAAAUAACAAGAGGAAUCAACGUUCCCUUGGUAUGUGUGGUUUUGGAGGGCGGAUUGAAUACAAUUAGGGCGGUGUUAGAAUACGUCACAGACACACCCCCAGUUCCUGUGAUUGUUUGUGCCGAAAGUGGGCGUGCAGCGGACCUAAUCUCAUUUGCAUAUCGAAACAUGAUGAAAGAUGGGAAACUUUCUGAGAAUCAACAGCUUGUUCUGAUGGACACGAUUCAGGACACGUUCACAUGCACUGAGCAGCAAGCCAAAGAGAUCUACCUCGAAAUACUCAUGUGUGUACAGAGACGAAAUCAGAUCACCAUUGUAAAUCUUGAUGAUGAAAGCCAAGAAUUAGAUCUCACCAUUUUGAUUGCUUUGCUGAAAGGAACCUGCAGUAGUGUUUCUGAGCAACUGCGCCUUGCUCUAAUGUGGGACAGAGUUGACAUUGCCCAGGAUUACAUCUUAGAUGGAGAUAAAGCUAGAACGGAAGAAUCCUUAAUCCCAGUCCUGAUGGAAGCGUUAAUCAACGACAAAGUAGAUUUUGUUAAACUUUUGCUGGAGAAUGGUGUCUGCAUGCAUUCCUUUCUGACAGUCAACAGACUCGAAGAGCUAUACAAUAUUCAGACCCAGUGCAAGUUUGACCCAGUCCGUUAUUUCAUGAAGGGUUUACGAAAGAAUAUAUAUCCAAACUACCGAUACACGCUUCUAGAUGUUGGGCUGGUGAUGGACAACCUAAUGGGCGGAGCGUUCAUGUCAAGUUAUUCUAAGAAGGAGUUCCGACAAAAAUACCUCGCUCUCAAGAGAGUGAGUUCGAGCGGAAGUAGAAGAGGCUUGAUAAUGGAAUCGUACUCACGAGGCGACAUGAUUGACGCUGACCUGUUUCGCUAUCCGUAUCACGAUCUCAUGUUAUGGGCAGUGCUAAUGAACAGACAAAAGAUGGCGCUGUUCAUGUGGCAACAGGGAGAGGAAGCCAUGGCUAAGGCUUUAGUUGCCUCUAAACUAUAUAAAGCUAUGGCACACGAGGCAGAUAACAACGUGAUGAAAACCGAUGUGUCGGAUAAGCUUAUGGAGAAUUCGAGCGAAUUCAUGAAGCUAGCACUAGAGUUUCUAAAGCACUGCUACCUGGUCGACGUAGACUACACCCAGCAGCUUCUGACGGACGACCUGAAGAACUUUUCGAACACCACUUGUCUUACUGUAGCCGUGGACAUUAUGCACUAUGAUUUUGUGGCGCACAAUUGCUGUCAGAACCUAAUCAACGAUAUCUGGAUGGGAGGACUACAGACUAGGAAAAACAGCGGAAUUAAGGUCAUUGCUGGUAUUCUAUUUCCACCGUUUCUUACCGUACUGGAUUACAAAUCAAAGAAAGAAUUGAAGCACAUGCCUCAAACGGCAGAAGAACAUCUGGAAGAUACAAUAGAAGAUGACAGCGAUGACAACGAUGAUAAUGAUAAUGAUAUAGACGAUGAUAGCAUUCAGCAGGCACCAUCCGCACAACCGACUCUCCCAACGUCAAACUCUCUACCGAAGUUAAGUGAUGCUUUGAAAACUAACAGAAAGCCUCCAAUGAUCAGAUCAGCGAGCAUGCAUUUUGACAACCAGCGAAAGAUAAGUCGCCAGGAGCUAAGGACAUUGCAGAAAAUGGCGACCAAAAACAGAGAGUGUCACAUGUUUCACUGUCGGAGGACGCCUGUUAAUCUGAGGAAAAUGAUUCACAAGUUUUACACCGCUCCCAUAACCAAGUUCUGGUUUUAUCUGAUUACUUACAUCAUGUUCCUGGUGGCUUACUCCUACACCAUUCUGGGGAAAACUUUACCGAGCCCCGCAUGGCCUGAACUCUUUGUCAUGGUCUAUAUUCUGUCCUUCUCUGCCGAAAAAUGUAGAGAGCUUCUUACGUUAGUCCGUGGUCCUCUGAAAAUGAAACUUCGCGUCUUUGCUAGUUUCUACUGGAACCUGUGGGAUGUAGCGGCCAUCGCGUGGUUCUCUAUCGGCGUAGUCCUCAGAUUUUACCCUCCCACUCUCAGAGCUUCACGUAUCGUGUAUGCCAUGAACAUUGUCUUCUUCAACAUACGAAUUCUGGGAAUUCUGUCUGUAAAUCAAGCCCUCGGAGCCUAUUCAAAGAUUAUUGGGAAAUUGCUAAAACACAUGUCAUACUUCUCAAUCAUCAUGUUCAUUGUGGUAGCAUGUUUUGGAGUCGUCAGGCAAGCGGUGCACUUUCAGAACGAGGAGUGGUCGUGGUUCAUGGUUCGAUCCGUCUUCUUUUACCCAUACUGGAUGAUCUACGGCGAAAUUUUCAAAGAAGAAAUUGACACCUGCUUUGACACUGAUAACCAUCCUGGAGGAUGUACCUACGCCUCCUGGGUAGCACCUCUCGCUAUGUUCCUCUUUCUGUUGGUUAGCUUCGUCCUCCUCGUCAAUCUUCUCAUAGCAAGGUUCAAUGCUACGUGUAUAAAGUUCAUUCCUCGUGUUCGGGAGGUGUGGAAGUACCAGAGAUACACGUUAAUCCUUAAGUACAAACUGUGUUCACUGUUACCGCCACCACUCACCGUGUUCAGCCUCAUAUACCAAGGCAUCAAGUGCCUCGUCUGGAAAUGUCAGGGGAAGGAAAACUUGUGUGACAAUGGACUAAAAGUCUUCUUGACCGAGCAUGAGAAGGAAAAACUGCACGACUUUGAAACAGAAUGUCUAGAGGAUUAUCUGACACGCAGGGAACACAAAGUACAGACUUCCGCGAACAAGCGUGUGUCCGUUAUCUAUGAUAAGGUUGACCAGCUAUCGACACAGCUGGAUGGUGUGUCCUUACAAGAGAAAUCCCUCAGACACUCUCUACAGACAGCAGAUCACGAGAUCAGUAAACUGGAAGAAAUAUUCUACAAAAAUAAUGAAGUGAUGACAUUGCUGGGCGAUAUAUUCCCAGACUUUCACGCAUAUGCGCAAACUGAAAACAGAAAGAAUCAUUCCAGACAAUGAGAAAACCCACAUCUAAUGAUAUACAUAGAGAGUUUUGAAGGAUUUGCAAGCAGGUUCAUAACGAUGUAGUAAAUGAAUUAUUGUUUUUGUUUCUGAAAGCUUAAAUACGCGAUUAUUACAUUGGUUGUCCAAUGUAUAUGAUAUAACGUACAUGUAACGUAAUUUAUUGUUAUGAGAUUGAUAACUGUUCGUUAUCUUCAUCUUUAUAAUAGUUAUGAGAUUGAUCACUGUUCGUUAUCUUCACCUUUCGUUGUAUAGCUGAAGAAUUGGAGAGAAACGGUACAUGUACAAUUGAUUCUGUGAAAUAAACUUUAUCUAGAGGA
Ostrea edulis (European flat oyster) is the source of this 4395-nucleotide messenger RNA. RefSeq names its product transient receptor potential cation channel subfamily M member 1-like. Lineage: Eukaryota; Metazoa; Mollusca; Bivalvia; Ostreida; Ostreidae. The record is from RefSeq and is a predicted model, not a curated record. Bases 218 to 4072 code for a protein of 1284 amino acids. Gene Ontology annotation, molecular function: monoatomic cation channel activity. Gene Ontology annotation, biological process: monoatomic cation transmembrane transport. The transcript is spliced from 26 exons.